AUGAGCAUGCCAGGCUCCUUCAGCCCCCAUGCUCCCUCGAGCCCCAAGAUGGCCCCAACCGCCGCUGCGUCGUCUGCCUCUGCGGGCGAUGUCAAGAAGCCGGAUGCCUUUCUGACGCCGCCUCUUCGCCUCGGCGAGUCUUCCGAUGCCUAUUCCCUCCACAGCACCAACGCCAAUGCACCUGGCCGAUUCUACGACGACGACCCCGCCGAGUUGCCUGGGAGUGGCGGCGACGAUGACGACCUGCCGCCUCUAUACACCGACGAGCCUUCGGCCGACGGCGUCCGCGAUCCUCUGCUCCAGAUCCAGGACCUGCACAGCAAGCAGCACGGCCUCGUGCCGCCCCAUCUCGUCGUGCCCGACACGGGCAACGAGUACCACAUCGACCGCCGCCUCGACGCCGACCCCUCGUUCCUCCAACGCCACAUCGAGGCCUGCGCCGAGAUACCGCCCCGUGCCUUUGUACGCCUGCGCGGCACCCACACCGAGCCCGUCCGCCGCGGCGACAAGACGGAGCGCCAGACGCACGUUGACUUUGACGUCCGCCUCGAGCUGACGCCCUUUCUCUACAGCGACAUUGCCACGCACACGAGCUGGCGCACCCUGCGCACCGCCGACAACUUUGCCAAGGUCCGCCGCGGCACCGUCUUCGCCACGCGCGCCCCGGGUUUCGGCGGCGCCCGCGCUCCCGGCGGCGUCGUCACGGCCCUCGAGGCCGGCCGCCCCGGCCUCGCUGAGUGGUGCCACCGCUACUGCGCCAGCCACGCCGGCCUCAAGACGUUCCAGCUGCGCCGCGAGGUGACGGGCUGGAACGAGGACCUCGUCCGGUCCAAGCUCGAGACGCUCGUCCGCGCCACCGGCUACCAGGGCCACGUCGCCGUCACCUUUCCCCUGCAGGGCGAGACGGUCACCGUCUUCAACGACGCCGCCACGAACCGCUGGCGCCUGCUGCGCUGGGUCCGCGUCCUCUGCGUCCUCACCCUCACCAUCCUCCUCGCCUGGCCCUGGCUCUUCUUCCGCACCGCCCGCUUCGAGGUCACCGUCGUCGAGUGGCCUCUGAGCCGCCGCCGUGAAGGCACCGCCGGCCGUCGCGACUACGUCAGCCUCAGCGAGGAGCAGUGGUACAACAUGUGGGCCCGCGCCGUCCGCCGCGCCGUCCUCGAGCGCAGGCAGGGCACCCUCGACCAGGGCGACCUCGUCGCCGCCGAGGGCGCCCAGGGCGCCACCUUUGAGGGCCAGACCGAGGCGCAGGCCGUCGUCGGCAACGCCGUCGGCAAUUUCGUGCGCGCCGGCGUCAGCGCCAUGAAUGCGGUCAAUGUGCGGUUCGGCUGGGGCGGCGACCACUGA
This is a messenger RNA of Verticillium nonalfalfae, 1347 nucleotides long. RefSeq lists its product as uncharacterized. The transcript has a single exon. Bases 1 to 1347 code for a protein of 448 amino acids. The record is from RefSeq and is a predicted model, not a curated record. Lineage: Eukaryota; Fungi; Ascomycota; Sordariomycetes; Glomerellales; Plectosphaerellaceae.